AUGACAGCUAUCUUAAACUGGGAGGAAAUAUCCCCUGUUUUGGAAAAAGGCGCCCGCGAAUCACUUGUGUCUAAAAGAGUUCCCUUUUUGCAAAGCAUAUCAGAAUUAGUUCGUCAAGAGACAUUGGAAAAACCUCAAUUAUCCGAAAUUGCUUCUUGUUUGCUGAAUACUUUUGUGCUUUAUGAAGACAACAGUUCCAAAAGUUUGGUAACUUCAAUAUUGCUCGACAUUUUGAAUUUAGAACCAUGUCUUUUAGAAAGUUUUGUCCAAUUCAUUUCUGACGUGGUCAUCAGUAAUCCAGCUACUAAGGCCGUGGCUGAUUACCUCAACCUGUUAGACUGGAUCAAUUCCUUCCUUGUUUUUGUCUCGCGCAAUUCGAUGUUAUUUGAAGAAUAUCUUCCAAAAUUGUUGGUCGCUCAUUCCUACGCAACUUUUGGUGUUGAGACUAUUCUUGACAACCAAGAAGAUAGCAAGAAACCAAAGGAUAAACAAAACCAGCAUAGAAAGAGAAUUCGUCAAUGCAUAUUCCAAUCGACUGUCAAGACAAUGCUUAAAUGCCUGAAGGACAACGACGAUGGUAUGUUUUGCAUGCAAACUGUAACUAAAUCUGUACUAGAAGACCAUUCAAAAUUAAAGAUGACUAGUGUUGGUGUGGUUUUGAUAAUGGGUGCGCUAACUCAAACUGCAAUUCAGUUGUUGUCAAGGCAACCAGCUCUGCAAUCCGCAUUGAAGGAAAGUUCAGUUGAAAAGUAUUGCGAAUAUUUGGGUAAAGAAGUUCUUUUGGGUAAGAAUUCACCAUCUCCCUUUUGCUUAGAAGUUAGUCUAAAACCCUUUUUAAAAGAAUUUGUUUCGCAAAGCUUGUUCACCAAAUUCUUCGUUCCCAAUAUUGAAAAAGCAAUUUUAAGAUCUCCCGAAGUUGGUUUUUCAAUUUUAUCUGAGCUGUACACUGGAGUUUCUCCAGGCAAAAUAAAUCUCUUAAAUGUCUUUACAUCUUCGAAGCUUCUAAAUCAAUCCUUCUCGGCGUUAAAAAGCUCAAAGGAUGUAGUUAGAGCUAUCUCGCUUCAUUCCGUCAAAAUCCUAUUUAGAAAAAUCUCAAAAAGUGACACUAACUCGGAGGACUUAAUGAAGGUUGUCGAUGAAAUAUUCAGAAAUAUCAAGUCAAAUUUGAACGCUGAUUACAAAUCAAUGAUUUCCAAAAUCCUUAUAGAAAUACCCUUAACACACCGUGAGGUUUCAGAGAAAAUUUGUAAAAAUUUAUGCCCAUAUAUUGGUAAAGAAGGUAACGAAGUUGCUCUGACUUCAAUGCUCAAUGCCUUCUUCAUCCAUUACUUUAGUCUAGAAGGCCCUGUUGAAGAUUUGAAUAAGAUUAUAUCAGCCGGUUUCACGGAUAAGAAACCACCUCUGAAGAAGUGCUGGUUUGCCACUUUUCUGAACAAUUCCGAUUCUGCCUCCGAAGAGGUAUUUCUGAACUUCCUGGACGGCUGUUUCGAAUUUGCAAAGGACUCCAUUAUGCAUUAUCAAACGCAUGGGCAUACAUGUAUUCUUGCAUCAAUUCAAUUCAUAAACAAAAUAUUGACAUUGAAUAAUACUCAGCUAAAUGGUCGUGCUAUACAGCUAAUAGAUGCUCUUCCCGAAAAUACCACAAUAGGUGAUGCUAUCUUGACCAGCACUUUAUCAACGGAACUCUCCAUUGAGAACCGCAUUCACGCUGUGGUUCUACUACAAGAAUUGUUUCAUAAGAAACCAGAAAUUAUCGGAUUCAGUGUCAUUGAUGCAAUUGAAAGAAGAAUGCGUGCACAAGAAUUAAUACCUCAACAAAAUACAUCAUUCAAAUACAUUACAACUGUACUACUGACCAUUACAUCUGAGUUGCCUGACAAGGAAGCUUUAAUAAAUGUAUUAAUUGAUGUCCUGGUUAUAGCUCAAUGGGAUAUUUUUAACGUGAAAAAUGGCUGGGCUGGGCUAGUUUUACGCGCAAAGCUUGAUCCGGCUGAAGUUGUUAAAAAACAUGCUGACGCUAUUAUGGACAAGAUUCUUGAAAUCACCAACAAUAAUGAAUGGAUAGAUACAAUUUACGGUUCAUGUGGUCUACAAGCGGCAGCGUAUGCUGCAUUUAUUCAACCCUCAGAGUUUACUCCAAUUCUCUGUAAAACAAUCGAGGCAGAUUUAUCAACAAAUGAUUUAUCACAAUUAUCUGAAGAAGAUUUCAAUAUUUUUGCCGGUGAAGAAGGUAUUUUAGUUGUCGAUGUUCUGGAAGAAAGUAUGAAUAAAAAACUUUCGAAUAAAAACUCCAAGGAAUAUGAAACCCUAAUAUGGGAACAGAAGAUAAGGAAAGAGCAGGCCAAGAAAAGCGUCAAAAGAUUAUCAAAGGAGGAACAAGAGCUCGUUGACAGACAGUUGGCCAAGGAAUCAAAAAUCAGAUUGCACGUCUCGGAAAUUUUUACUCGUUUGAAGCGUGGAAUUAAAUUGAUAUUCGAACUCUCCAAAGCUGCCUGUUUGGUUCAAAACGGUAUUACUAUAUGGUUUCCUUUAGCGGUUACAAAGUUCUUGCAUUUAUGUUCGGAAGAUAAUAUUCUAAAGUUAACGGAGGAUGUAAAUAAGGUCUUCUUGCAGCUUUCUAAAAACGUCUCCGAGAGAUUGGGCAACAUCAGGCUUUUCCUUGGUUUAGCAACUUUGCGAGUACACAAUGCAAAGAAUAUCUCAGAGAACUAUUUACAAGAACCUCUGGUCGAAUUACUGACAAGAGUUCUUUUCAGGAUAAAAUUUGUUUCCGACCAAGCAGAACUAGAUCCUAUCAGUCUCACUUAUAUUUUACCAUUGUUAAUCAAUGUCUUGGAGAAGGGUAAAGCUGCUGCACUAAAGAACGCCGACAAGCCUGUUGUUAAGGCUGAGUUUGUUGAAGAAGAUGAAGAGGAAGAGCAUUUGUUGCUGGCUAUGGAAAUUAUUUCCGUCCAUGCGAGUGCUUUUGAAGAUCCUUCCAUUCCUAGAAUCUCCAUCAUUGAAGUUCUUUUAUCUCUUCUGUCUUUGCCAUCAAAAGCAAAGAUCGCCAAAGAAUGUUUCAAUGCUCUCUGCCAAAGCAUAUCUGUUGCUCCGAAUCAGGAAGACCUUGAUAUUAUAUUAUCAAACUUGCUAUCACCUAAUCAAUUUGUUCGUUCAACAAUAUUAGAAAUAUUAGAUAACGAAUUCGAAUUGGAGCCUUUCAUGAAAUUCUCACCUGAGAUUUUCAUUUGCAGGUUUGAUUCAGAUCCUUCCAAUCGCGACGUUGCAGAUUUUAUUUGGGAAUUUAACAAAUUUGAAAUCAACGAUGAACUACUGAAGAGUCUAUUUUCACUAUUUAACCAAGAUGAUAGUGGAUUGAGAUUAUUUGCAGCCAACGCUUAUGCAUUUGGUGCAGUAAGUCUAUUUACUUCUGAGGGCAGUUCCUCAAACACUUACUUAGACGCCUUAAUGAGCUUUUAUAAACAAAAGGCAAAACCAUUAGAAGCAAUUCUUGAUCAAUUUGGUUUAGUUCUUGUGUCUGCGAGUGAGCAAAAAGAUCCUUGGCAAGGAAGAAGUACAGUCGCAAUAACAUUGAAGAUCAUGGCUAAGGCUCUUUCUGCGGAGGAAAAUACUGUUGUUAGUGUGAUAAAGUUUUUGGUCGAUGACGGAGGCCUAGUAGACAGAGAGCCAAUUGUUCGACAAGAAAUGAAGGAGGCUGGUGUUGAAUUAAUUACAUUGCACGGGUCACAAAACUCUGAAGAGCUAAUUCCUAUAUUUGAAGAAGCUUUGAGCUCCAGUAGGGAUAGUGCUUUGAAAGAAAACGUUAUUAUCCUUUAUGGUACGUUAGCAAGACAUUUGCAGGAAAGUGAUCCAAGAAUUCACACAAUUAUUGAAAGAUUGCUUUCCACUCUUGACACUCCCUCCGCAGACAUCCAACAGGCCGUUUCGGCUUGCAUAGCACCAUUGGUUUUCCAGUUUAAGCCAAAAGUUGGUGAAUACUUGAAUCUUUUGAUGGAGAAACUAUUGAAUCCGACUGUUGCAGUUUCCAUGCGGAAAGGUGCUGCUUGGGGUAUUGCUGGUUUAGUUAAAGGUUACGGUAUCUCAGCUCUCUCGGAGUUCGAUAUCAUUCGCAACCUCAUCGAGGCUGCAGAAGACAAAAAAGAGCCAAAAAGACGUGAAUCUGUUGGAUUCAGCUUUCAAUACUUAUCCCAAUCUUUAGAGAAGUUUUUUGAACCAUACGUGAUUGAGAUUCUUCCGAACAUCUUGAAGAACUUAGGGGAUGCUGUUCCUGAAGUCAGAGAGGCAACUGCUCAUGCUACAAAAGCUAUAAUGGCACAUACUACAGGUUACGGUGUCAAAAAGUUGAUUCCAGUAGCCGUCUCUAAUUUGGAUGAAAUUGCAUGGAGAACUAAGAGAGGUUCCGUCCAAUUGUUGGGUAAUAUGGCCUAUUUAGAUCCUACUCAGUUGUCAGCAUCUUUGUCUACUAUUGUUCCAGAAAUUGUUGGUGUUCUAAAUGACUCUCAUAAGGAAGUGCGUAAAGCUGCUGAUGAAUCUUUGAAAAGGUUUGGAGAAGUUAUUAGAAAUCCUGAGAUUCAAAAAUUGGUACCUAUUCUCUUGCAAGCCAUUGGUGACCCAACAAGGUACACCGAAGAAGCUUUGGAUUCGUUGAUCCAAACACAAUUUGUUCAUUAUAUUGACGGUCCGUCAUUAGCGCUAAUCAUUCACAUUAUCCAUCGUGGUAUGCAUGAUAGGUCUGCUAAUGUUAAGAGAAAGGCAUGUAAGAUUGUCGGUAAUAUGGCUAUUUUGGUUGAUACUAAGGAUCUCGUCCCAUACUUGCAACAACUGAUAGAUGAGGUUGAGAUUGCUAUGGUUGAUCCUGUUCCAAAUACGAGGGCCACAGCGGCUCGUGCAUUAGGUGCAUUGGUAGAAAGAUUGGGUGAAGAACAAUUCCCAGAUUUGAUUCCUCGUCUAUUAGAUACACUGAGUGACGAAUCCAAAUCUGGUGAUCGUCUCGGUUCAGCUCAAGCUCUGGCGGAAGUUAUUAGUGGUCUAGGCUUGACCAAAUUGGAUGAAAUGUUGCCAACUAUUUUAGCUGGUGUAACUAAUUUUCGUGCUUAUAUUAGAGAAGGCUUUAUGCCUUUGCUUCUUUUCCUUCCUGUUUGUUUUGGAUCCCAAUUCGCCUCAUACAUUAAUCAAAUUAUCCAGCCUAUCCUUUCCGGAUUGGCUGAUAAUGACGAAAAUAUUCGUGACACCGCGUUGAAAGCUGGUAAAUUGAUUGUCAAAAACUAUGCUACGAAAGCAGUUGAUCUAUUGUUGCCUGAGUUGGAAAGAGGUAUGUUCGAUGAAAAUGAAAGAAUUCGUCUAUCUUCUGUUCAAUUAACCGGUGAACUAUUGUUCCAGGUUACAGGUAUUUCCUCCAAGAACGAAUUUUCUGAAGAAGACGGUGACCAUAACGGUGAGUUCUCCGGUAAAUUGGUCGAUGUACUUGGUCAAGAUCGUCGUGACAGAAUUUUGGCCGCAUUAUUUGUUUGCAGAAACGAUAUUUCAGGUAUUGUUCGUGCUACAACAGUGGAUAUUUGGAAGGCAUUGGUUCCCAAUACGCCAAGAGCUGUGAAAGAAAUUUUACCAACAUUGACUGGUAUGAUAGUUACUUACUUAGCUUCAUCAUCAAGUGUAUUGCGUAACAUUGCUGCUCAAACCCUGGGUGAUCUUGUUCGUCGUGUAGGUGGCAACGCUUUAUCGCAGUUGUUACCAAGUUUGGAGGAAUCUCUAAUAGAAACAUCAAAUCCAGACUCUAGACAAGGUGUUUGUAUAGCCCUUUAUGAGCUAAUUGAAUCUGCUUCUGCUGAGACAAUAUCACAAUUUCAGUCUAUUAUUGUGAACAUUAUUCGUACGGCCUUGAUUGAUGAAUCAGCUACAGUUAGACAAGCAGCUGCAUUAUCUUUUGAUGUCUUUCAAGAUGUUGUCGGUAAAACUGCUGUUGAUGAAGUUUUGCCAUAUUUGUUGCAUAUGCUCGAAUCUUCUGAUAAUUCUGGCUUUGCUUUGUUAGGUUUACAAGAAAUCAUGUCGAAGAAAUCCGAUGUCAUUUUCCCAAUCUUAAUUCCAACCCUAUUGGCCCCACCAAUAGACGCAUUUAGGGCUUCAGCUUUGGGUUCUUUGGCGGAAGUCGCUGGCUCAGCUUUAUACAGGCGUUUGUCAAUUAUAAUUAACACGCUGGUUGACGCAAUCACAACGGCCUCUAAUGAUGAAUCCACCAAAACUGCAUUGGAAGUUGCAUUAAACAGAAUAUUCCUAUCUGUGGCUGAUGAUGAAGGUCUUCACCCACUACUUCAACAAAUAAUGUCACUACUAAAGAAUGACAACGUAGAAAAGCGCAUAGCCGUUUUAGAGCGUUUACCAAAUUUCUUUGAUAAGACCACUCUUGAUUUUGAUGUUUAUAUUAACGACUUCGUCUCGCAUGCUAUUUUAUCACUAGAUGAUGAGGAUUCAAGAGUUGUCAAUGGAAACUUCAAUGCUCUAUCUACUUUGUUAAAGAAGGUUGACAAACCCACUCUAGAAAAAUUGGUUAAGCCUGCAAAGCAGUCUUUAGCCUUGACUGGUAAACAGGGCGAAGAUUUAGCCGCCUUUAGGCUGCCAAAAGGGCCAAACUGUGUUUUACCUAUCUUCUUACAUGGUUUAAUGUAUGGCUCUAAUGAUGAAAGGGAAGAAUCUGCGCUAGCCAUUGCUGAUGUUGUUUCGAAGACACCUGCUGCUAAUUUGAAACCAUUUGUGAGCGUCAUCACUGGUCCAUUGAUUCGUGUUAUAGGUGAAAGAUUCAGUAGUGACAUCAAGGCUGCCAUUCUGUUUGCGCUCAAUGUGCUGUUUAUUAAAAUUCCGAUGUUUUUGAGACCUUUUAUUCCUCAAUUACAAAGAACAUUUGUUAAAUCUUUGUCUGAUGCUACCAAUGAAACACUGCGUCUUCGUGCAGCAAGGGCUCUUGGUGCUUUAAUUGAACAUCAGCCUCGUGUUGAUCCUUUGGUGAUUGAGUUGGUGACAGGCGCCAAACAGGCGACUGACGAAGGUGUUAAGACAGCAAUGCUAAAGGCCUUGUUGGAGGUCAUCGUUAAGGCAGGUUCUAAAUUAAAUGAAGGUUCAAAGACGAAUAUUGUUAACUUAGUUGAAGAAGAAAUGCUAGGCAGCAACGAUAAAUUGGCCGUUGCUUAUGCUAAAUUAAUUGGGUCAUUAUCGGAAAUUUUGUCCCACGAUGAAGCCCAUAAGAUUUUGCAAGAUAGGGUAUUAAAUGCCGAUUUAGACGGAGAAACUGGUAUGUUUGCCAUUUUGACUUUAAAUUCCUUUUUGAAAGAUGCUCCUAUACAUAUUUUUAAUACAGGCCUGACAAAUGAGAUCGUCAGCUACAUUUUGAAGGCGUUCCAUUCUCCUGACGCUUACUUUGGAGAAAACGGUGUUAUCGCUGCUGGUAAAUUGCUUUUGUUGGAAGGAGAGAGAAAGUCUCCUUUCGUUAGAACAGAAGCAGCAGAACCAUUCAAAAUUGGCGAUGAAAAUAUCAAUCUGUUGAUUAGUGAGUUAAGUAAAGCUACCUUACAACCAGCUAGUAAUUCUACUGAUGUAAGGAGACUUUCUUUGGUUGUCAUAAGAACAUUAGCAAGAUUUAAAUUCGAUGAAUGCUUAAAGCAGUACUAUGAUGUCGUCGGACCAUCUGUAUUUGCAUGUUUGCGUGACCCAGUUAUCCCAAUAAAACUUGCCGCUGAAAAGGCGUACUUAGCUUUAUUCAAGUUGGUUGAGGAGGAUGAUAUGAAUACGUUUAAUGAAUGGUUUUCCAGAGCCUCUGAUGGCGCUGAUAGAAUUGAAACCAUCACGGGAACUUCCAUCCAACUAAGAUCAAUUGGAGACUAUACUAAGAGAGUUGGUAAAAGAUUAGCAAAUGUCGAAAGAGAAAGAAUCGCCGCCGGUGGCGAUGCGGAAACCAUGUAUAGCGAUAGAUUUGAAGAUGAAAGGGAAAUAUGGGCUGUUGGAGGUGUUGAACUAACCACUGAUAUUUGA
Saccharomyces kudriavzevii IFO 1802 is the source of this 8019-nucleotide messenger RNA. It is a transcript of the gene GCN1, whose product is annotated as Gcn1p. Gene Ontology annotation, biological process: regulation of translation; cellular response to amino acid starvation. Gene Ontology annotation, molecular function: protein kinase regulator activity. The record is from RefSeq and is a predicted model, not a curated record. The transcript has a single exon. Lineage: Eukaryota; Fungi; Ascomycota; Saccharomycetes; Saccharomycetales; Saccharomycetaceae. Bases 1 to 8019 code for a protein of 2672 amino acids. Gene Ontology annotation, cellular component: cytosol.